This is a messenger RNA of Durusdinium trenchii, 1839 nucleotides long. The record is from the annotation of a GenBank genome assembly. Lineage: Eukaryota; Dinophyceae; Suessiales; Symbiodiniaceae.
AUGGCGUUCGUCCUUGCUCCGGCCGCUCGCAGGCGAUUCGCCUCCCUCCGGAAGCUUCGUGACCAGAGGUCGGCAGUGCUGGACUUGCUCAAAGAGAAGGACGUCUCCUCCUCAGAGCUGCGUUGGGCCCUGGACGAUGUGUGUGGCGAGCUGGGCGAGGACUUGGUGCCGGUGGUCCGGGGCCUUGUUGCCAAGAAGCUGUGGGAAUGGGCCUUGGACCUCCUCUGGGAGGAGAUGAGUUCUCCACGCCCUUCUCCGGCAAAUCAGGUGGAUUCGAAUCCAGGAAUGCCCGUUGGGGUGAUCUCGGCUUUGAUGCAGGGCUGCCAAAGAGCAGGCGCCUGGGAGACAUGUGUGGCCUUACUCCACACAGCCCAGCAGCAAAGAUUACCAUACAAUUUGGUGUCCUUCAACGUGACCAUCGAUGCCUGUCAAAAAGGCGGCGCGCCUUGGCCGGUGGCACUGGAGUUGCUCAAAUCGAUCGAGAACUCCGACGUCGAAGCCAAUGAAGUCACUUGGAGCUCUGCUAUUGCAGCCUGUGGCAAGGCAGCUGAGUGGCAAAGAUCUUUGUUUUUGCUCCACGACGCUCGGAGCGCGGCCGGCUCCUUGCGGGGCGCUCGAGGUGCGGAUUCGGUGCGCUGGCAGCUGGUCUCCUUUGGCGCAGCGCUGGCCGCAUGUGCCGAGGGCAAAGCCUGGCGAGAAGCACUUGGUCUCUUCGAGUAUAUGCAUGAGUUUGGACCGAAGCCCAAUGUGAUUUGUGCCAAUUCCCUGCUGAAUGCCUUUGCGAGAAGCCUUCACUGGGAGAAAGCGAUGGCACAGCUAGUGGCGCUGCAAGAGAGAGGACCUGCGCCCAGUGUCAUCAGCUUCAAUACGGUCAUGAGCGCUUGCCGGUCUUCUUGGCAGCGCACUUGGAGUGUCUUGCAGCUCAUGCAGGACUGCUCGCUGGCCAAUGACAGCUCCUUCAGCACCUUUAUCGCAUCUUUGCCAGCAGAGCAAUGGAGACUUGCUCUUGCAGUCCUUCAAGCGCGACCGCCUGGGCGCUCACUGCCUGGCAGCUCGGCGCACGCGACCUUACUGGGACUGAUGGCUGAUGCCUUCGCAUGGCAAGAAGCUUUGCUGGUCUUUGGAGGAUUGGAGAUGCCAACCAGCGCUUGCUUCAACUCGACGAUGACGGCCUGUCACAGGUCUUUCCACUGGCAAGCGGCCCUGCGCAUCUUUGACCAAAUGAAGGUUGCCCAGCGCGACGCCAGCAGCUAUGCCAAUGCCUGCAGAGCCUUCGCGGAGGCCGCGCUGUGGCAGCGACAGUUAGAGCUCCUGUCGAGCGUCUAUCGGUCCAGUGCGCAUCUCUCGGUCCAGCUCUUUGAUGCCUGCCUCAUGGGUGCUGCGAAGACCGAACAUUGGCAGGUGGCAGUGGACAUCUUUGCCUCGAUGGAGGCAGCAGGGGUCCAGCCCGAUGAUCUCAUUCGUUCGCAGCUGAUGCGUGUCUUGGGCCCUCAUCAGACGGUGCUGGAGAAAGCGGACUGGGAACGCUUUCUGGCACGCUUUCCGCUGGGCACGCGCGAAGCGAACGUGGAGCUCUUGAGACAGGAAGAGACCGAGAAUCGGCCACAGGGAGAAGCAGGUCUUUUUAAGCCCCGAAAGCAGAGGACACUGAUCGCCACCUAUGAGCCAAGCUUGUCACCCCAACAGCUUCAUUCCCCGAUCCACAUGCCACGAUCAAAGCUGGAGGAGACCUGGUGGCUGAUUCGAGCCCCGGCCGUGAAACACGUCGAGCGAGGCGCAGAGGUCGUACCCGGAGGCUACCAGGAGGGGUUGGUGAGGUCGGACACUUGGAUGGCUUGA